UUUCAGCCCUAAAAUAUACGGCAGUCAACAACAUCCGUGCACUUAUUCACAACAAUUUCUCGGCUCUGCUGGAGAAAGAGGAGAUAGGGAAGGGACAGGAAUCGGAAUUGGCAUUUUAAAACCAAAUUUUGUUUAUCCAGCGUCUGCGACUAAUCAGCAUAAGCAAGAGCAGAAUAUUACUGGCGACGGCGAAGUUUCCUCGCACUGGGCAGCUUUCAAAAUGAUAAUGGCUGAACGAGCAGCCCAGUGUUUAGCAAAACUUGGUUUGGACACUGUCACAACUGCAGCUACUUCCGCUACAAAUAUUCUGCAUCCGCAAAUAAGUCAACCACAAAAUACAAUUAUUACGACGGAUUCGACUGCGAUAGUUUCUGCAACACCGAAUGACUUGGUGACCACAUCUGGACAUCAUCGAAGGUCUCGUAGUUUGCGCGAACGCACAGGUGUUGAUCAGCGUCUGGAGCGGUUACCUAGUGGACCCGUAACAGUACAGAAAUUUACACCACAUACAGUCAUUCCAGGAAGUAAUAUUGAAAAAAGUAGACCCGUACUUAUUCAUAAUUUCGCCGAACAUGUACGAUUGAUGUCAGCUGAUUCAGAUUUCCGAUUUUCUGAAGAAUACGAAGAUCUGAAAUUGGUAGGACAUGGACAAACAUGUAUAGCAGCGGACUUAACAGUGAACCGAGCAAAAAAUCGUUUCACCAACAUAUUGCCAUACGACCAUUCUCGUGUAAAGCUUAUACCAACUGAUGAUGACGAUGGUUCAGAUUACGUCAAUGCAUCUUACAUUCCUGGAUUCAAUUCACGUCGCGAAUUCAUCGCCGCACAGGGACCUCUUCCUUCGACACGUGAUCAUUUUUGGCGAGUUGUUUGGGAACAACAUUGUCCGGCAAUAGUUGCUCUGACGAAAUGUGUUGAGAAAGGACGUGACAAAUGCCAUCAGUAUUGGCCAGAUAACGAUCAGCUCAGCGUCCUUUACGCUGAUAUUGAGGUGACAUUAAUGAACGAAACAGUGUACGAGGAGUUCACAGUACGUGAACUUAGGUUAACAAACAUGAGCGAACCAUUGGCACCUCCUCGAACAGUGAAACAUUUACAUUAUAUGGCAUGGCCUGAUUUUGGUGUUCCUGAAUAUGCUAUUGGUUUAGUGCAUUUUGUUCGUCUUUUUCGAACUCGACUACCACCUUCACCUAACAAUAAACCGACUAUUGUGCAUUGCAGUGCUGGUGUUGGUCGAAGUGGUACGUUCAUAGCGCUGGAUCGCCUGAUACAGUGUGUUGCAAAAAGUUUACCACUCGAUGUUUUUGGCAUUGUUUAUGAGAUGAGACUCGAUCGUUGUCAUAUGGUACAAAAUGAGCAGCAAUAUAUAUUCAUCCAUCAUUGCUUGCUCUAUGUUCUGGAAGCGGAAUAUGAUACGGCUAAAAAUUUGAUUGGUAACAAUUCAUCGCAAACUGGAAAUGACGAGAAGACAAUAACUUCGACUUUUCUCAGUGACAACGGUAUUAUCGGCUUUCCAAAUAGUAUCAUCAGUGGUAGCGAUGUCCAAAUAAUAAGCAUUAAUGGAGGUACCACAUUUAUUGGAACUGCAUCGCAACAUCAACCCAGUACUACAUGGAUUACCACCCCUCGCGUUGAAGUACAUCUGAAUCCAGCAUUCGAUGAUGAUGAAGGUAUCGCUGAAUCUGGCUUGUAACAGUUUUCCACUCAUUUUAAUAU
Messenger RNA from Loa loa (African eye worm), 1716 nucleotides. RefSeq lists its product as hypothetical. Lineage: Eukaryota; Metazoa; Nematoda; Chromadorea; Rhabditida; Onchocercidae. The transcript is spliced from 9 exons. The record is from RefSeq and is a predicted model, not a curated record. Gene Ontology annotation, molecular function: protein tyrosine phosphatase activity. The annotation marks the transcript as partial. Gene Ontology annotation, biological process: protein dephosphorylation.